This is a messenger RNA of Coregonus sp. 'balchen', 3309 nucleotides long. NCBI's taxonomy places the organism in Eukaryota, Metazoa, Chordata, Actinopteri, Salmoniformes, Salmonidae. The record is from the annotation of a GenBank genome assembly.
AUGGCUGACAUCCGCCAGGUCUUCAAUGGACCCUAUGCUCACAAGGAGGGGCCCAACUACCAGUGGAUGGCCUACACUGGGAAGAUCCCCUACCCUCGGCCUGGGACGGUGAGUGACGUGCAGAGGGUGACACACACACAUAUUAAUAAAUUAAAGAAAUGAACACAUUUAACAUGGCUGGUUCUGCUCUCUUUCUAAAUCCAGUGUCCCGGAGGUACGUUCACCCCCAACAUGAAGUCCACUAAGGAUUACCCAGACGAGGUGAUUAACUUCAUGCGGAACCACCCCACCAUGUACAACACUGUGUAUCCAAUACACAAGCGCCCCCUGGUGGUCCGAAACAACGUGGACUAUGAGUUUACCACCAUCACUGUGGACCAGGUGGCUGCUGCCGAUGGGAGCUAUGAGGUCCUAUUCCUGGGGACAGGUCAGUGCUCUGAGUCCCUGCCUGCUGAUUGAUUUGAUAGUCUUGUUAAUGUAAGUGUGUGUUCACAACUGUGAUAGAUUCAGAUAUAAACAAAAUCUAUAAUCUGGGGAAACUAUUUUGUUAGAAUUUUGUUCAAAGUGCUUGUCUUCUCAAAGACGAGAGAACUUAGCCUACAGUACUAUUUUUAUGGAAAGGGGGGAGUUACUGUAAUUUGUUUGAAUGUACGUUAAUACUACCCUGGUGAUCGUCUGGCAGUACUUCACACAGCCUCUCCCUAUGGAUCAGAGGGUUGGAGCUGGAAGUUCCUAUGGCUGCUGACUCAGCCUGGUUCAGCCUGGUUCCUAUAGACCACUGUACAAGACCAGGGGGGAUCCUCCUAUCCUCCUAUUCCCCUAUCCUCCUCAGGACAUUUGAGUAGAGUAGAACCUGAUCACUCCUCUGAGUCUGGAGUAGGGUAGAGGUUAACCUGAUUACUCCUCUGGGUCUGGUCUGGAGUAGAGGUUAACCUGAUCACUCCUCUGGGUCUGGUCUGGAGUAGAGGUUAACCUGAUCACUCCUCUGGGUCUGGUCUGGAGUAGAGGUUAACCUGAUCACUCCUCUGGGUCGGUCUGAUAGAGUAACCUGAUUCUCCUCUGUCUGGUCGAGUAGGGUUAACCUGAUCACUCCUCGGCUGGUCUGGAGUAGGGUUAACCUGAUCACUCCUCUGGGUCUGGUCUGGAGUAGAGGUUAACCUGAUCACUCCUCUGGGUCUGGUCUGGAGUAGAGGUUAACCUGAUCACUCCUCUGGGUCUGCAGACAGGGGGACGGUUCAGAAGGUAAUUGUCCUGCCCAGAGAUGACCUGCAGACUGAGGAUCUGGUGCUAGAGGAAGUGGAGGUGUUCAGGGUGAGUCUCUCUUUCUCUCUUCUCCUGUUCUUCCUCUCUCUCUCUCUCUCCUUCUUUCCUCUCCCUCUACCAUUCCCUCUCUUUCUCUUUCGUGUUCUCUCUCUCUCCUUCCUUUUCCUCUCCCUUUCCCUCUCUUUCUCUUUCGUGUUCUCUCUCUCUCCUUCCUUUUCCCCCCUCUCUCUCUUUCUCUCUCUCAGUAGUAUCUUUCAAUUUUUUGUCUACCCAUUCCUCAUGUAAGAAACAUUUAUUCUGUAGAACAUCUUUCCAACUUUUAUUAUUCUCUUAAUAAGAUCUAUCCCUUACAUUUCAGGUGCCAACUCCCAUAACCACCAUGAAGAUUUCCUCCAAAAGGGUAAGUUGAACAUUCCACGGUCUGAUGGUUCAGUGCACACACGUUCAGAAUUGUCUUCCUAUAAAAUAUCACAUAAAUCACUGCAGAGCGUAAACCGUGAAUGCCAAAGUCUGGAUGAUGCUGACAUUUUCCAAUUGGUCUCUCCCUCUCUUCCUCCCUACAGCAACAGUUGUACGUGGGCUCAGUGUUGGGUGUGACCCAUCUGGCCCUCCAUCGCUGUGACGUGUACGGAGAGGUUUGUGCUGACUGCUGCCUGGCCCGGGACCCGUACUGCGCCUGGGACGGAAAGUCCUGUACCCGCUACUCUGCCUCGCAGAAGAGGUGAGUACCAAGAGAGCGUGUGUGCAUUUUUGUGUGUGUGUUGCUCAGGUAUGGGGGCAAGAACCUUUGCCAAAUGCCAAUACAAUGUUCUCUCAACAUUGUCUCUACUCUUUAAUUAUAUUUUGACAUUUACUGCAGACUUGCAGUUUGUAGAACAUUUUGUAGUUAACCUCUUUAUUUUGGGGAAUGUUGAUCUGACCCCUCUAGGCGCAGCCGCCGACAGGAUGUAAAGUAUGGUAACCCAAUCCGCCAGUGCAGAGGCUAUAACUCUAACGGUGAGCUGACAAGAACACUCUAACGUACCCAAAAUAGACACUCUAACAGUACUGAGGUUACCUUUCAGUGUGACAGCAGCAGUAUCCAAUAACAUCACACGUGUAUCAUAUUGUGAAAGGGGAAUGUGAUUUUGACACAGGACAUGAUUUUGUCAAUUCUACUACUGUGCUACUUCACUAACUGUUGAGCAGUAAUUGACUGAUUUGGUCUGAGAAAUUAUGCCUCAAACACAUGCAUGUAAUGUCAUGAUGCUUAUUAUUUGCUGCAGCCAAUAAGAACACACUGGAGAUGGUGCAGUAUGGGGUGGAGGGCAGCACUACGUUCCUGGAGUGUCAGGCUAGGUCCCCUCAUGUCUCUCUCAAAUGGCACCUGCAGAGGGAGAACAGCGACAGGAGGAAAGAGGUGAGUCAGGAACUCUCAUCCCACUGUAGCUGUACUGUACUCUACUGUAUUGAGUCUUAUACAGCCUGCUUUCUAAACAGGCUGAUAAUCAGAGGAAUGACUACUUUAUUAUUUAACAAUAUGGCCUGCUGUUUGUGGAAAAUGAUUGCUAAAUGAGUGCAAUGAUAAAUGAAUGACAUCUCCCUGCUGUCAGAUCCGCUCUGAGGGCCGGACACUGAAGACAGAGCAGGGUCUACUGCUGCGUUCCCUCCAGUCAUCAGACAGCGGUGUCUACCAGUGCACGUCCACAGAGAAGAAACUUCAAACACACGCUGGUCAAGCUGCAGCUGGUGGUCCUGUCCAGCCGCACGGUCAACAGCAUCCUGGUAGAGACAGGCAGCCCGGCCCUGCCACCCCUCCAGUCCAGCCCAUGGACCCCCAGCGCGGGUCAGUACAAGGACCUGCUGACCAUCCUGAGCCAGCCGGAGAUGGGCCUGAUCAACCAGUACUGUCAGGACUACUGGCAGCUGGGAGAGGGCAGUCCGGGGGACCCCAUGCUGGCCGUCGGUAAGGCCAAGGAACUGAAGGAGCUGAAAGAGCAGAAGAAGCCCCGCAACCGCCGGCAUCAUGACGAUGAGGAUGAUCACACCACCGCAGCCGAGACAUGA